UCAUUUCCGCUAUGUAAAUAGUACCCAUAAAAAAGUUAAUAAAUUCAAGAUUGAUAAAAAAAAACAUUAAUAGAAAUAAUGAAAGUUUUUUUUGGAAAUGAGGAAUGUCGGACAGUACACAUUUUACUUUUCCCAAUCAUUCAUUUCAAUAAGAAUUAAUCAACAAUCACAUUCUCUUUCUAAUAACCAUGGGCAUUUAAUGCAGAAUAAUAAAUUUCUUACUAAUUGGAUUUUUUUACUUUCAUCAGUUUACAAAAAAUUUGAUGGUUUGCGACGUUUAUCAGUGACAAUUAUGCAAAAACCUGAAGUAUUAUUUAUACUUGGUGGACCUGGUUCUGGGAAAGGUACAUUGUGUUACCAUCUCGUCAAAAAAACAGGCUAUGUUCACCUGUCAGCUGGGGACCUCCUUCGUGAAGAACGUGCAAGACCCGGCUCUGAAUUUGGUGAGAUGAUUGAAACUCAUAUUCGUAAUGGCCACAUUGUCCCAGUAGAAGUAACAUGUAGCUUAUUGGAUCGUGCGAUGCAAAUGUCAUCAAAUCCUCAAAAACGAUUUCUUAUCGAUGGUUUCCCAAGAAACCAGGAUAACCUAGAUGGCUGGACCAAGACAAUGACAGAUAAAGCAAUCGUUAAAGGUGUUAUAUUUCUCGAAUGCAGUCAAGAAGUUUGUACACAACGAUGCAUUAAUCGAGGACUCAAGGGCAGUGGCAGGAGUGACGACAAUCCGGAAUCAUUGAUCAAAAGGCAUGAGACUUUUAUUAAUCAGACUAUGCCAAUAAUAAAGUAUUAUGAAGAGCGUGGAUUGCUUUAUAAAUUCAACUCCAUGAAACCACCUAAAGCUGUAGUUGCAGAUGUUUGUAAGAAACUUGAAGAAAUUGGAUUGAUUGAUGAAGAUAAAAUGUAAUUUGAUUCUUUAUUUAUGAUAUAAAAACUAUUAACUAAUUUACGUAAUCUGGAAGUCAAUGAUUACUUUGCAGAAUUUCAAGUACAUAUAAUGUAUGAAUCAUGUUAACUAUUAUCUAUGAAGGUAAAUGACCGUAAUUCUUAAGAAGUGGUUAAUUUUGGUGUACGCUAUAAAAUUUUUAUAUUAAGAUAGAAUUAAUUGAGUUGACAAAUGUACGGUCAUUCACCUUUAUAUUACCUAGUGAUAAUUUAUAUCAUAGUUUCUUUUAAAUAAAUUUAAGAUGAAUGACCCGAACAAGGUAAUAAGUAUUGCGAAACAUUCCUUCUGAGAAAAAUAAUAUCCAUUUUUCAUUAUUCAAAUCAGUAAAAGGGCAAUGUAUUUUUUGGAGAUGUUGUAAACAAACUUUUUAAUAUGUCUUUAUAGAGAUUCAGAAUGAAUAUUGAAUUAAUCAUGUAAUGUUACUAUAUUGUCUUGUUGUGAAACCACAAUUGUGUAACACUUUAAUAGGAAAAAAAAAUACGAGCUAUUCUACAAAGAAAUUCAUACCAUGACUCCGAAAUGAUACCCAAUAUAAUUUGGAUUGUUAAUUCAUAUAAAAAAUAAAUAAAAAAAAAUUUUCAAAAAA
Chelonus insularis is the source of this 1526-nucleotide messenger RNA. RefSeq names its product cytidine/uridine monophosphate kinase Dak1 (gene Dak1). The record is from RefSeq and is a predicted model, not a curated record. Gene Ontology annotation, cellular component: nucleus; cytoplasm. Gene Ontology annotation, biological process: UDP biosynthetic process; CDP biosynthetic process; 'de novo' pyrimidine nucleobase biosynthetic process. Lineage: Eukaryota; Metazoa; Arthropoda; Insecta; Hymenoptera; Braconidae. The transcript is spliced from 3 exons. Gene Ontology annotation, molecular function: UMP kinase activity; ATP binding. The coding region runs from base 98 to 901 and encodes 267 amino acids.